UUGUGUCGUCCGUACUUCCUCGAGAUUUGCUUUCUUAGUUAGAUAAUUCUACAAUUACAACUACGAAAUAGACAAAUAAGCAAGACGAAAGAACACCAUACCAAUUUCUUGAAAAUAAAUAUCUCAUCCUUACCAACUAGCAAUCAUGUUCGGAUUUGACGACGCUAAGAACGCCCGUGACGAGGUCUACGACGGCCAGCCUCACGAGUCGAAGCUGUCCCACGAGUUCAUCGGCGGCGCCGCUUCCUUCGAGGCCAUGAAGCUCUUCGAGGACCGUCAACGCAGAGAAGGCAAGACUGUUGAUCACGCCUUCGCCAAGGAGCUCCUCGCCGGCAUUGCGGGCGCAGAGGUCGACAAGCUCGUCGAGACCAAGGGGCUGGACUUCCUAGACCGCGAGAAGGCCAAGCACCACGCUAGGAAGCAGGCCGAGGAGCUGUACGACAGCCAUUACGGCGACCAGGACCAAUAUGACCCGAACAACACCAGACGCCACCCUACUAUGGACUACUAGAUCUGGGAACGAUCAGAUAUCGGUUCGUGUGAAGGCACUGGGAAAUGAAUAGCUACCUCCUGCCUCCUACAUACAU
Molecule: messenger RNA, 587 nt
Organism: Daldinia caldariorum
Lineage: Eukaryota; Fungi; Ascomycota; Sordariomycetes; Xylariales; Hypoxylaceae
Exons: 4
Coding region: 146-511 (121 amino acids)
Source: RefSeq, a predicted model, not a curated record